Neopelma chrysocephalum (saffron-crested tyrant-manakin) is the source of this 7726-nucleotide messenger RNA. RefSeq names its product ATPase copper transporting alpha (gene ATP7A). Gene Ontology annotation, biological process: monoatomic cation transport. The coding region runs from base 83 to 4576 and encodes 1497 amino acids. NCBI's taxonomy places the organism in Eukaryota, Metazoa, Chordata, Aves, Passeriformes, Pipridae. The record is from RefSeq and is a predicted model, not a curated record. Gene Ontology annotation, molecular function: ATP binding; ATPase-coupled monoatomic cation transmembrane transporter activity; ATP hydrolysis activity. The transcript has 23 exons. Gene Ontology annotation, cellular component: membrane.
GAGCGGCGGUGGGGACCGGGAAACAUCCCGGGGAGGAGAUAUCCUGCCAACAGCAAUGAGAAGACUGGGGUAGAAAUUCACAAUGGAGGCCAAAUCCGUGCUCAUCGGUGUGGAGGGGAUGACCUGCAAUUCCUGUGUUCAGACCAUUGAGCAGCAUGUUGGGAAGAUGAAUGGAAUCCAUAACAUUAAAGUCUCUCUGGAGGAUAAGAAUGCUGUCGUCAUUUAUGACUCCAAGCUCCAGACUCCAGUGACACUGCAGGAAGCCAUCUAUGACAUGGGAUUUGAUGCUACACUGGCUGAUUCAAACCCACAACCUGUUAUACCUGACACUAUUUUCCUUACCAUCCCUCCCCAGUCAGCCCUAACAACCAGACAGAUCUGUACCACACUGCUGAAGAACAAAGGGAUCCUGGACGUGAAGGUCUCCUCUGACCAAAAAACUGCAGUGGUGACUUUCAUUUCUUCCAUCAUAAAUGGCAGGCAGAUUAUCCACAUGGUCCCAGGAGUAGAUUUAAAUAUCUCUGCAGCAGAGGUGACCCCUGGACCUUGGGAAGAUCCCGUCUGGUCUCAGGCGAGCAGUGUUGUGCUGCGCCUGAAAGUGGAGGGGAUGACCUGUCACUCCUGCACCAGCACCAUCGAGGGCAGGCUUGGGAAACUGCAAGGAAUUCAGAGGGUUAGAGUGUCUCUGGACAAUCAGGAAGCUGUUGUUAUCUACCAGCCUCACCUAAUUACAGCAGAAGAAAUAAAACAUCAAAUUGAAGCAGCAGGUUUUUCAGCAUCCUUCAAAAAGCAGCCCAGAGCCCUGAAGCUCAGUGCCAUUGACCUGGAGAGGCUGAGGAAUGCUCAGCCCAAAGGCUCUGAGCCAGCACAGAGGGAAAACUCCAGUGGGGCUGGGAGCAGGACAGUUGUGUUCAGAGUGGAUGGGAUGCACUGCAAUUCCUGCGUCCUCAACAUCCAGGGCGCUGUGUCAGCACUCCCAGCAGUAACAGGGGUCGUUGUUUCAUUAGAGAAGAAAUCUGCUGUUAUAAACUAUAACCCAAACUUAAUUAGCAUAGACAGGCUGAGGAAAGCCAUAGAGGCCGUGUCUCCUGAGACGUUCAAAGUCAGCCUUCCUGAGGAGUAUGAAAACGUGGCACUUUUCCCCCCGCUGGCAUCUCCCCCGAAAUCUCACCCAGCUCUGAAGGAUCCCAGCCAGCCACUUACUCAGGUUGUUGUGAUCAAUAUUGAGGGGAUGACCUGCAGCUCUUGUGUGCAGUCCAUCGAGGGAGUCAUAUCCCAAAAGCCAGGUGUGAAAUCCAUUCAUGUCUCUCUCUCAAAUGGAAACGGGACUAUAGAAUAUGACCCGCUGCAAACAAGCCCAGCAGACCUGCGGUCCUCAAUAGAGGACAUGGGAUUCGAUGCGUCCUUUCCAGCAAAGGCAGAACUGCCUGUGGCCAAAGCUCAGCCCUCACCUGAAGCACAGCUGGACUCUCACAAACCUGAGCCAUCCUCCAAAGUGCCCCCAGCCCAGCUCAGGAGGCAGGAGACAAAGACCAUCUCCAAGUGCUAUGUCCAGGUGACAGGAAUGACGUGUGCUUCGUGUGUAGCCAACAUCGAGAGGAAUUUGAGAAGGGAAGAUGGAAUACAUUCAAUCCUCGUUGCCCUCAUGGCAGGAAAGGCAGAAGUGAGGUAUAAUCCUGCUGUCAUACACCCUUCAGCUAUUGCAGAGCUCAUUCGGGAGCUGGGAUUUGGAGCCACCGUGAUGGAAAACUGUGGUGAAGGAGAUGGAAUUCUGGAACUUGUUGUGAGAGGGAUGACAUGUGCUUCUUGUGUGCACAAGAUAGAAUCCACCCUCAUGAAGACUAAUGGUGUUUUAUACUGCUCAGUGGCUCUUGCAACCAACAAAGCACACAUCAAAUAUGACCCUGAGGCUGUUGGUCCUCGAGAUGUUAUACAAGUGAUAAAGGAUUUAGGUUUCACUACUUCCUUAGUCAAAAAGGAUAGAUCUGCUAGUCAUCUGGAUCACAAACAGGAAAUCAGGCAGUGGAAGAGGUCUUUUGUCGUGAGCUUUGUUUUCUGUAUCCCUGUCAUGGGGCUGAUGAUUUACAUGAUGGUGAUGAACGGUCAUCCUUCGGAUGCUCACACACAUCACAACAUGAGCAGUCAGGAGAGGGAGGCCUCUCACUCCUCUAUGGUCCUGGAUUACCAGCUCCUGCCAGGAUUGUCUGUUAUGAAUUUUCUGUCAUUUUUGCUCUGUGUCCCUGUACAGGUGUUUGGAGGGUGGCACUUCUACAUCCAGGCGUACAGGGCACUGAAACACAGCACUGCAAACAUGGACGUGCUCGUUGUGUUGGCCACCUCCAUUGCCUUCCUCUACUCCUUCGUUAUUCUCCUGGUGGCAAUGGCUGAGAAAGCAAAAGUGAACCCUGUCACGUUCUUCGACACCCCCCCGAUGCUGUUCGUGUUCAUCUCGCUGGGCCGGUGGCUGGAGCACGUGGCAAAGGGUAAAACCUCAGAAGCCCUGGCAAGACUAAUUUCAUUACAAGCUACUGAAGCUACUAUUGUUACCUUGGGCCCUGAUAACGUUCUUUUAAGUGAAGAGCAAGUCGAUGUUGAGCUGGUUCAACGGGGUGACAUUGUCAAAGUGGUCCCAGGAGGCAAAUUCCCAGUGGAUGGUCGUGUUAUUGAAGGCCACUCCAUGGUAGAUGAAUCACUCAUCACAGGUGAGGCGAUGCCUGUGACUAAGAAGCCUGGCAACACCGUCAUUGCAGGGUCCAUCAACCAGAACGGGUCCCUGCUCAUCGCCGCCACCCACGUCGGGGCUGACACCACCCUGUCCCAGAUUGUUAAACUCGUGGAGGAGGCCCAGACCUCAAAGGCUCCCAUCCAGCAAUUUGCAGACAAACUUAGUGGCUACUUUGUUCCUUUUAUUGUGGCUGUCUCUGUGGUUACCCUUCUUGCCUGGAUUAUAAUUGGGUUUGUGGAUUUUGGAAUAGUGGAAAAAUACUUUCUGGGUUACAGCGAGAGCCUCUCCUCGGCGGAGGUGAUCAUCCGCUUCGCCUUCCAGGCCUCCAUCACGGUGCUGUGCAUCGCCUGCCCCUGCUCCCUGGGCCUGGCCACCCCCACGGCCGUCAUGGUGGGCACGGGCGUGGGGGCCCAGAAUGGCAUCCUCAUCAAGGGGGGGGAGCCCCUGGAGAUGGCACACAAGGUGAAGGUGGUUGUAUUUGACAAAACAGGGACCAUCACCCACGGGACUCCAGAAGUGAUGCAGGUGAAGUUUCUGGUGGAGGGUAACCAACUACCCUGUCAUAAACUGCUGGCAAUAGUGGGGACUGCAGAGAGUAACAGUGAGCACCCUCUUGGAGCAGCAAUAACCAAAUACUGCAAAAAGGAACUGGACUUGGAAACCCUUGGGACAUGUACAGAUUUUCAGGUAGUUCCAGGCUGUGGCAUUAGUUGUAAAGUCACCAAUAUUGAAGCAUUGCUCUACAGGAAAAAUAGAAUGGUUGAAGAAAACAAUAUUAAAAACGCAACUCUCGUGAAAAUUGAGGAAAAUACAGAUGAAUCAGUGCAGCCUGCUUUGAUUAUUGAUGCUGAGCUACCAACUACUGUGACUUCUCAGAAAUACUCUGUUCUCAUUGGGAACCGGGAGUGGAUGACCAGGAACGGGCUCCUUGUGAGGAGUGAGGUUGACAAAGCCAUGAUGGAGCACGAGCGGAGGGGCCGCACGGCCGUUCUGGCAGCUGUGGAUGGAGUGCUGUGUGGCUUGAUAGCUAUUGCUGAUACUGUGAAGCCAGAGGCUGAGCUGGCAGUCUACACUUUGAAGAGCAUGGGGUUAGAAGUUGUCCUCAUGACUGGUGACAACAGCAAAACAGCCCGAUCCAUUGCCUCUCAGGUUGGCAUCACCAAAGUGUUUGCAGAGGUUCUUCCCUCCCACAAAGUGGCCAAAGUGAAGCAGCUCCAGGACGAGGGGAAGCGGGUGGCGAUGGUGGGGGACGGGAUCAACGACUCCCCUGCCCUUGCCAUGGCCAACGUGGGCAUCGCCAUCGGCACCGGCACCGACGUGGCCAUCGAGGCAGCUGACGUGGUUCUCAUCAGGGAUGACUUGAUGGAUGUGGUAGCAAGCAUAGAUUUAUCAAGGAAAACUGUGAAGAGGAUCCGGAUCAACUUUGUCUUUGCCCUGAUUUAUAAUCUCAUUGGAGUUCCCAUAGCUGCAGGUGUCUUCCUGCCCAUUGGGUUGGUUUUGCAGCCCUGGAUGGGAUCUGCAGCAAUGGCUGCCUCCUCUGUCUCUGUUGUGCUUUCUUCUUUACUGUUAAAGAUGUACCAGAAACCAAGAUCUGAGAAACUGGAGUUCAGGGCCCGUGGCCAAAUGAGGCACAAGAGCCCAUCAGAGAUCAGUGUCCACGUUGGCAUUGAUGAGGCUGGGCCUGGCUCCCCCAAGCUGAGCCUGAUGGAUCGAAUCCUGCAUUACAGCAGGGCCUCCAUAAACUCUCUGUUCUCAGACAAGCGCUCCGUGAACAGCAUCGUCCUCACCGAGCCAGACAAGCACUCGCUGCUCGUGGGGGAUUUUGGGGAGGACGAUGACACGGCCUUAUGAGAGACUUGAACCCCCUCCUCCCACCCCCACUGAGGCAAAACAAAGAGAAACACCUGGAACAAAAUGAAAACACAACCAAAACAGCUGUCUGAGGUCUGUGCAUGUACUGAUCCCUCUGGAGGUCUUUCUUCUUCAGUGUAGAGGUAGUUUUUGCAGUGACUUUCCAGAGUAUUUUUUGUUUUUUUUUUUUUUAAUCUAGACUUACCAAAAAAUCUGGUGCGUAGCUGUUGAUGCUGACAAACAGGGCUGUGUUCCCAUUCCAUGAAGCUUGCAGUAUAGCAUUUAUUUUGGCAAAUUGUCAAAAUACAACCAAGGAAACCAAGGAACCAGAACAAUAUUUCCCAGCCUUAUACCAGGCUACUUUAUGCAUAGUCGAGUUCAGUACCGUGUUGAAAAAUUGUGAAUUACUGCAUCUGCAAAAUCUGGAGGUUCUGUUUGCAGAGAGAUGUGCCUUACUUCAGAACUUCCUGAACCCCUCUCGUUUCCAUAGCCUGCCUUUUGCCAGAAGUGGUUCCUCUCAAAUGCCUUUUCAUUUUAUAAACAUCUGGUUUCAGCUUUUCACACUGAGCUUCAGGUGAUCUCCCCGUGUGCUCCGGGUUCCUGCGCAGCACAGACAGAGAGGUUUGGGGUCACACCCACACUGAGCUCUGCACAUCGUGCCCUGGGACACUCCUGCUGCUGACACUGCUUGAAGGUUGGCUGGGUUGGGAGGUUUGUUCAUUCCCAGCCUCUCCUAAGCCAAAAACUUCUGCAACAUGUGAAUGCAACCUCAGUGUGAUGUGCAUUAGCCAAAGUGUUCAGAUUUAGGAAGGCAGUGUGGUUACUGCUCACCACCAGUGUCUGCUGGCACUCCUUAAAUGAAUCAGGAGAGUUUGUCACACAGACUACCUUCAAAAUCUUUACAGUUCAGUCUUUCCUUCUAAAGAUAAGUGUCUGUAUACCAGGAACGGUUCAGAAUCCCUCCGUGGGUUGGUGCAAACCCCCUUUGCUUGGACUGUUCAGAUCCAGGCUUUGUGAAUUGAGACAGUCCUCGUUUGCUACUGAACUGCAGUAUCAAAAUUCAGGUUUUGAUCAUGAAAUCAUUAAUACUAAAAAUACUGUUGGUGAGAAAAGAGAUGUUUUUCACCCAGUAGCUGGUUACCUGUUGGUUACUCCCUGAGCCUGCUGCCAAGGUGGCAGCAAUUCCUGGGAUCAGUAAAGUUGGAUUUCAUUAGGAGGUACAGCCCAUGGUGUAAACAUGUCCCAGUCGUGCUUGUGGAGGAGAAAUACUCAGUUCAGUUUGGCAUAUGAUAAAGAGAUCUCUGUAAUGUUCUGGUUCUUAACUUGAAGCCUGAUGUCAGGGCAUAGAUUGUGUAUGUAAAAAGUCAUGAGUAAACAGCUUUUGCAUUUUGUCUGAGAACUACUAGAAAAGUCCUGCUGUGUGAGAGCAGAAGAGCUGUGCUGUGGCUGUUGUCAGUAAAUCAGUAUACUCACAUUGCAGUGAGGAGAACAUCAUCAUGUGUUGCUACUGCUAGUUUAAAAAACAAAAUAUUUCUGCUGCAGGAUUUUUGAUUUUUAAUAUCUCUAAUGAAAACAGAGUAUUUUUAAAAAUUAAGAUUAUAGCUGUAUGUAAUAGGUAGUGUUGUUACAUGCUGAGAUAGAUCACUGCAAAGCCAUUCCAUGAGGUGUUCCCACUUGGCAGCAGCAGAGCUGUUCUUACAAAGCAGGUUGUUACCCGAAAGCUGUUUAAUCAUGUUAUGAUGGGUUUUAGUGCUUCACAGUCAUGCAAACUCUUUCCAAGGAUUUCAGUUUCCUUGUUUAUGCACCCUCGUUCUGCGUGUUGUUCUUGGCACAGUUCUGCAGGUGAAAGGGAAGUGUUGAGCUGGUUUUGAUUGUGCUCUGGGUGGUCUCAGUCACUGCUCCUGAGGGGAGUGUCAGGGCUGCAGGUGCUGGUUGUGGAGUGGAUGGCAUGGAAAUGACACAUCAGGGCUCUUCCUGCUGGAAAUGGGGAGGUGGUUCAGGGCUAAAUUCCUGGUUGGUAGAUAAAAGCAGCAUCAAGAACUUGUUAAACUAUUUCCAAGUAUAUUUUUAGAGCACUUUGCCUCUUGUUGUCCAAAUUGUAUGUAGGUGAAUGUUUACAGCAGACUGCUGCCUUUAUCUCCAACUUUGUCCCAACACAGAUGUUUUUCCAUGUUUACCAUUUUCUGUGAAACUCAGUGUUUGAUCCUGUUACAACAAAAUAAGGCUCCUUUUCCAAACCAGGAUACCCAAUGAUGUGCAGAGAUGAUUAUCAGGGAAUAAGGAGCAGUAAAUGCUGGCUGGGAGGGAUGGGAGAGCAGCUUGGAGGGACAGCCAGAGGACCAGACUCCGGGGAGAGGAAAUAACUGAGCCCAAGGAUGGAUGGGGACAAGGUGGUUGUGAUAAAUUCAACCAGAUCUUUGGAAGCAGGUUGUCUGUCCAAUACUCCCCAAAGGUGUGCUAAUGACUUCCACAAUGUUUAUCUUGUGAUUAAAAUAUUACAUAAGGUGCUUUAUGUUGAAAAACCAAAAUGUCUUUCAGUUUGAAUGUACAGUGCAAAUGGAAUAAUGUGGGAGCUAAAUGUAAAUGUUUUAAUAUGUAAAUAGGUUUAUUCCUGUUGUAGACAGUUUGGAUUCAGAAAUUUAAGAUAUCACUUGGAAACACACAGUUACAAACAAAAUUGUAUUACUCCUUUGUCUAUUUUAUUGUUUUCUGUGUCUAUUUAUAAAACCUGUGCUCUAUUUAAUAAAAAAGUAUAUUUGCUCCAGGUUUUAAAAGUUGCUCUUUGAAUCUUACCAAACUUAUUUAAACUUCUAAGAGUUCAAAACACUUGAAAUUUUAUACCAAAAAAAAAAGAACGUGAAGUUGACAACACAGUUGAAGCAAGCAAACAUUUUUAUUUAUUAAAAACUAUGCCUAUUUUUUUGCUUAGAAGUUCCAACAAAAUGUUUUAAACUUGAGAAUUUUUUUUAUUCAAUUUUGCUACGAAGAGAAGUGAAUGCUGGUGUGGAAUGUUAAUGCAGGGCUAUUACAGUUCUUUGCAUCUAGAAACAUUUUCUCAUGCUUUCUAUUCUUUUAAGACUGUGCCUCCAUCAUUAUAAUGGCAAUUACAAGUCACGUAAUAAAAAUGUGACUGAAGGCUGCUUUAAAUCA